Molecule: messenger RNA, 1903 nt
Organism: Cuscuta epithymum
Lineage: Eukaryota; Viridiplantae; Streptophyta; Magnoliopsida; Solanales; Convolvulaceae
Source: the annotation of a GenBank genome assembly
CCGGCCCAAAGCCCAUUGAAUAGAAAUUAGAAAGUGAGGGAGAAUUCCGAGUUGCAGUGGCGAGGGGAAACAUUCUUGCUCACAACUCACACAAGGAAGCUUCAAUGGCGUCGGCACAGCAUAUAGAUGGUGAAGGAAACAGUGUGGUUGAAAAUUCCGGAACGGCAUCUGAAGCUGGCUGGUUCAUCCUCGGUCAAGAUCAACAACCAAUUGGCCCCUAUACUUCUGCUGAAUUGCGUGAGCAUUAUUCAAAUGGGCAUCUUUUGGAGAACACCCUUGUGUGGUCUGAAGGGUGGGAUGAUUGGAAGCCGCUGUAUUCAAUUCCUGGCUUGUUGGUGAAUCCACCUCAACAGGGUUACACAAAUGGUGUGAUGUCUGUUAAUGUUGAAGAUGAGUUUAAAAAGUUUCAAAAGGAGCUCAAGCAGGCUGAGCAAGAGAUCAAUGAUGAUACAGACAGACCAUCCACCCCACCCGAGGGUGAAGAAGAAUUCACUGAUGAUGAUGGUACACAUUACAAGUGGGACAAGGUUAUUAGGGCUUGGGUUCCUCAGGAAAAUGAAUCUGAAAGAAAUAUGUAUGGUAUGGAAGACAUGGUUUUUGUCAAGGAGGAUGAAGUCUUUCCAACCCUAGAAACAGAUGAUUUUCCCGAAAAGAAAGUUGAGGAUAAUGACAAAGGGAGCAGCUUUACUACUAGUCAUGCUGCUGCUACUACUACUACAGAGGAUAUCAAGGAGUAUACUGAUACAUCGAGGGAAACAAACAAUAACAAGAGAAAGCUGCCUGAGGAAACUUCUGAAAAGAAGGAAGCCAAUAAACCUCCAGAUAGCUGGUUUGAAUUAAAAGUGAAUACUCAUGUAUAUGUUACAGGGUUGCCAGAAGAUGUUACCUUAGAGGAGAUUGUUGAAGUAUUUUCCAAGUGUGGAAUUAUAAAGGAGGACGCAGAUACAAAAAAGCAUCGUGUGAAGAUUUACGUUGAUAAACAAACUGGAAGGAAGAAGGGAGAUGCUCUGGUUACAUAUAUGAAGGAAGCUUCUGUUGAGCUAGCUACCAAAAUUUUAGAUGGCGCACCACUACGGCCCGGAGACAAGAUUCUUAUGUCAGUUACACCAGCUAAGUUCGAACAGAAAGGAGAUAAAUUCAUUUCCAAGCAAAUAGACAAGCAAAAAAAGAGGAAACUUCAAAAGGUGGAACAUAAGAUGCUUGGAUGGGGUGGUCGGGAUGAUGAAAAAGUUCUAAUACCAGCUACUGUUAUACUUCGCCAUAUGUUUGCACCUGCUGAGCUAAGGGCAGAUGAGAGUCUGCUACCUGAGUUGGAGGCCGAUGUUAAGGAGGAAUGUGCAAAACUUGGGCCAGUUGAUUCAAUCAAGGUAUGUGAAAAUCAUCCUCAAGGAGUCGUUUUGAUCAGAUUCAAAGACAGGAAGGAUGCCCGAAAAUGCAUCGAGUUGAUGAAUGGACGGUGGUUUGGGGGGAGACAGGUGCAUGCCAGUGAGGAUGAUGGUUCUGUGAACCACUCUCAGGUUAGAGAUUGGGAUGGGGAAGCUGAGAGGCUGGAGAAGUUUGGGGCUGAGCUAGAAACUGAUGAUUGAGAGAAAGUUGAAGCACUGCCCGCCUGUGCCGAUGGGUCUUCUGCCUGUCCCUCCAUCCCAUAGUUGCUGGGAGUUGGAUUCGGAUUUGCCGUUUUUUUGCUGGGAGCUGAGAUUUUACCCACCUGCUUCAAUACAGAUCACUUCGAAUGAAGGCUUUAGCAUUCAUAAGUUUAGUCAUCAUUUCUUAUUUAGGGAUGUUCUGUUAUUGAUUUUGCUUCUGCUUUUUUUUAGUAGAUGUAGAAUCAGAAUUAUUUUUUACCUCCCGACUUUGUAAAAACCGUUUCUACUUUCUAAGAGCAAUUUGAACACUCAGAAGU